Fundulus heteroclitus (mummichog) is the source of this 2035-nucleotide messenger RNA. It is a transcript of the gene phox2bb, whose product is annotated as paired like homeobox 2Bb. The coding region runs from base 1 to 858 and encodes 285 amino acids. The transcript is spliced from 3 exons. Gene Ontology annotation, molecular function: RNA polymerase II transcription regulatory region sequence-specific DNA binding; DNA-binding transcription factor activity, RNA polymerase II-specific. The record is from RefSeq and is a predicted model, not a curated record. NCBI's taxonomy places the organism in Eukaryota, Metazoa, Chordata, Actinopteri, Cyprinodontiformes, Fundulidae. Gene Ontology annotation, biological process: regulation of transcription by RNA polymerase II.
AUGUAUAAAAUGGAGUAUUCUUACCUAAAUUCCUCUGCCUACGAGUCAUGUAUGGCCGGGAUGGACACGUCGAGCUUGGCAUCGGCCUACGCGGACUUCAGUUCGUGCAGUCAGACCAGUGGCUUCCAGUAUAAUCCCAUCAGGACCACUUUCGGGGCCACCUCCGGCUGUCCUUCCCUAACGCCGGGGUCCUGCAGUCUGGGGACCCUGCGGGACCACCAGAGCAGCCCGUACGCCGCAGUCCCCUACAAACUCUUCACCGACCACGGCGGGCUGAACGAAAAGAGGAAGCAGAGGCGCAUUCGGACUACGUUCACCAGCGCGCAGCUGAAGGAGCUGGAGCGGGUUUUCGCAGAAACGCACUACCCGGACAUCUACACCAGAGAGGAGCUGGCACUCAAGAUUGAUCUGACUGAAGCCAGAGUGCAGGUGUGGUUCCAAAAUCGUCGCGCCAAAUUCCGCAAGCAGGAGCGCGCAGCCGCCGCCGCCGCAGCGGCUGCCAAGUCCAGUUCCGGGAAGAAAUCAGACUCCAGAGACGAAGACAGUAAAGACACCAAAACCACUGACCCAGACAGCACGGGAGGACCAGGGCCGAACCCGGUCCCCACUUCCAACUGCGGCGGACCGAGCCCCACCACAGGUCAGGUCAACACCACCGGGAACGGACAGGUGGACCAAGUGAAGACCUCCGUGUCCAGCGGUAUGGGCGUGACGGCACCGAGCCAAGGCUGGGCCACUGCACCCGGGACCAUCACAUCCAUCCCGGACUCUUUGGGCGGGCCCUUCGCCAGCGUACUGUCGUCUUUGCAAAGACAGAACGGAGCUAAAGCGACAUUAGUAAAGACCAGCAUGUUCUAAUGAAGCUUAGAAAACCCAAGCCGAGUUUUCUGGAGACUGAAAAAGCAAUCGCCCAACACAGACUGGAGGACAAUAAAAAGCAGUUAGAAAAGACAGACGAAUAUGGUAAUUUUAUUUUUACCUUGCGCUUUUCCUUGUGGUCAACAAUUUCCCUGUAAAAUAUUCAUCUUGACAAGUCACAUUUUCUCAUUUCCAUCACAAGACUGAGACUAAAGCGUGCUGGAUGAACUAUUACCAUCUACUCCAUGUCAAGUCUCAGAGCUUAAAAAGCAGCGAAAGAGACAAUUUCCUCUCUCUUAAAACCUAGAAAGGCAUCAUACCUCAAUUUAAUUUAGCUUUAGGAAAAAAAAAAUGUUGAAGCAAACGACUUGUUCAGAUGUUUAUUUUUGACUUUUACGAGGAAAGAAGAAAGCUCUUCGCAGUGGAAACGCGCGGUGCCACCAGUGAGCGAAGGAGCCUCGUUAAGUGACGCUCAGAGUCAGAGUUCAACAGCCGCUUUUGUUGGGUACAGAGGCGCCUGAUAUCCAUGACUGAGCAUGCUCUGACAACAACCAUCCACCGACGCGCUUUUUUUGUUCUCUCUAUACACAACCUGCUGCGUGGAAGCUGCGUCUUUUUGUUUCUUAGGGCUGCAGAGAGUUUAGUUUCUUUAAAUUGUCGCUAUAAACACACUUAUUUCCUCGAUAUUAAAAAAGGCACAAACUACUGCAAUGUUCACCUCAGACAGGAAAUCUGUAUGUUUUGUGUGUCUUUCUACGGCAGUGUUUUUGUGGCUCAAAUUGUAUAGUGUUACUACGUAUUCUUGUCUCUUAUAGUUGAACCAUAGGCCAUAUUCCCUCGUAGAUCGACCAUACAAGUCUUUUCGAUGUUUUACUAAAAGUCCCUCGGAAGAAUUUAUUUUGGGUAUUGAAAACGGGGGGAUGGAUGCAGACAUUGUAUUUAUUUCUAUAUAAUUUGCAUGUUGUCUUUUUGUCCGAUUUUCAAAUAAUUUCUCUCCCAUUUUGUGAGCAUUAUGUAACAUGUUUUUUUUUUUUUUUUUUUUGUCCAGGAUCUGAAAGUUAUUUAUAUGUAGGUAAUGAAUGCUUAUAUUUAAGAAGGAAAUAUUUCUACAUGUGCACAUAGUUUUCAAGGUGUACCAUUGAAAUGAUUGUUGAUGAUAAAAAAAAAAUAGUCCAAG